Molecule: messenger RNA, 1488 nt
Organism: Notothenia coriiceps (black rockcod)
Lineage: Eukaryota; Metazoa; Chordata; Actinopteri; Perciformes; Nototheniidae
Exons: 5
Coding region: 718-1488 (256 amino acids)
Source: RefSeq, a predicted model, not a curated record
GACAAGACCCAUCAUCAUCAUCUCCCUGCUCUCCUCUCACGGUAACCGGGACGCAGGCAAGGCAAAGCUCCGGUAACGGUAACGGAUUUAUUCGCUGAAUGCUCUCCGGGGAUGAUGGCACCUCGUGACGUCAGACAACGGUUGUCUAAAUUAGCCCAAAAGAACGGAAAGCGGUGUGUUCGUGUGGCGGGAAACUGAGCUGUGAUUGUUGUGUUGUGUUAGCCGUUAGCCGCUGAAGCUAACGAGCUGUUAACGGUUAACGGGAGGAGACAGCUCACCGGGGAAAUGUUCCGGUAAAUCUACCGGGACUCACAUGAUGGACGGAGGGAAACGGAGCCGUUAAAAGAGUGUUAGCCGGCACCAGGCCUCAGCUGUUGUUGUUUCUCUCAGGAAGUAACUAAGUACUGAAGUACCAUUUACAGGUACUUCUACUCCACUACAGUUCAAAGAGAGCUGGAGACCGGAGGCGGGGCCUAAGGGAAAACUCAACCGCGCAUGCUCAGUGGGCCCACAUCCGGGUCCUUUCUGGAUCUACAGUCGCUCCAUUUCUGGCUUCAUGCAGCACUGAGCAGCUUCACAGGACUGAACGAGGCUGGGUCCAGUUCUCUUUUUACAGCCGUGAUGAGCACACUUCCACCCCUCCUCGUUUCCUUUCCUUCCCCCCUUCCUCCCUCACUGCAGCAGGAAUAAGGAGCUUUUUCAUCUUCAUUUUCUUCCAUGAUCACAAUGGCCCUGAACCCGCAGUUCCCAGAAAACUCCUAUAAAAUGACCGAGGAGGACGUGAAGAGGCUGAUAGAGCUCAGGGCGUCCAACGAGGCUCUGUUCACCGGGAAGAGGAACUCUGCCAAGUUAGCGUGGAGCACCAUCCUGAAGGGUCUCGGUCUGGAGGGGAAGCUGACGCCCGACCAGAUCGCCAAGAAGUGGGACAACCUGCGGACUAAAUACAAGGACCUGAAGCAGCCGUACCAGGGUCAGGACAGCCUCGGGGGGGCGGUGGAGUCGUGGCCGUGGUUCCACAUCAUGGACGAGGCGAUGCACGGACGCCUCUUCAACAGCAGCCUGGUGCUCAGCCUGGACGGGACCCACAGCCAGGACGGGACCCAGAGCCAGACCCAGAGCCAGACCCAGAGCCACAACCAGAACCAGAACCAGAGCCACAACCAGACCCAGACCCAGAGCCAAAGCCAAAGCCAAAGCCACAACCACAACCAGAGCCAGGAGAACACGGACAUCCUGGAGUUCCUCAUCAAGACGGAGAUGGAGGACACGGUGGCGCAGGAAGCAGCAGUGCAUGAUGGGACGCUGCACGGGGACGCUGCUCCCACUGAGGGGGUGCCGAUGGGCUGGAGGAGGAUGAGUGAGUGCUCUUACAAAAGUAAGGAGAUGGAAAAAGAUCCCAGAAUACAGAUCAUUUCAUUAAAGAGGGAAUUCAUACAUAUCAUCCAAUCAGAUCAAAGGGCCUUCAGGGGGGUUUCUAGAAAGAUCUAG